AUGGUCAACGUUAGAUUAGGAGAUAUUGCACCCAACUUCCAGACUACCGUCUCAGAGAAUGGUCAAGCCAAGGAGAUCGAUUUCCAUGAGUGGUUAGGUGGAUCAUGGGCUAUCCUCUUCUCUCACCCUGAUGACUAUACCCCCGUCUGUACUACCGAGCUUUCGGCCGUUGCCCUCUCCUACGCUGAUUUCCAAUCCCGAGGAGUCAAGCUCAUCGGUCUAUCAGCUAACAACGCCGAUUCUCAUAAAGGUUGGAUCAAAGAUAUCGAUGCUCUAUCCCCUAACGGCCCCAAUCUCGAAUUCCCAAUUAUCGCCGAUGAAGAUCGAAAGGUCGCAGAGCUCUAUGGAAUGCUCGAUCACCUCGAUGCUACUAACGUAGAUAAAAAGGGUAUUCCCUUCACCGUCCGAACAGUCUUCAUCAUUGACCCAGAGAAGAAGGUCCGUUUGACCCUCGCCUACCCAGCUUCAACCGGUCGAAACUUCCCUGAAAUCUUGAGAGUCAUCGAUUCCCUCCAAUUGGGUGAUAAAUAUAAGAUUACAACUCCUGCCAAUUGGAAGAAAGGUGAUGACGUUAUCGUACAUCCUUCAGUACAAGGUGAAAAAGUGAAAGAACUCUUUGGAGAUGAUGUAAAGACCGUUUAUCCUUAUCUUAGAUUCACCGCUGACCCAUCCAAGAAGCAAACCGCUUAA
Kwoniella botswanensis is the source of this 690-nucleotide messenger RNA. RefSeq lists its product as uncharacterized. Gene Ontology annotation, biological process: cellular oxidant detoxification; cell redox homeostasis. The record is from RefSeq and is a predicted model, not a curated record. The coding region runs from base 1 to 690 and encodes 229 amino acids. The transcript has 5 exons. Gene Ontology annotation, molecular function: peroxiredoxin activity. Gene Ontology annotation, cellular component: mitochondrion; cytosol. Lineage: Eukaryota; Fungi; Basidiomycota; Tremellomycetes; Tremellales; Cryptococcaceae.